AUGAUUUUACAUUUUGCCACAUCAAAUAAAAAUAAAUUUAAUGAAGUUAAAGAUCUACUCGACAUAGAACUUAAACAUUCACAUAACAUAGAACUUAAACAGUUACAUGAAGAUAUAACUGAAAUACAAGGAUCUAAAGAAGAUAUAGCAUUGGAUAAAUUAAAAAAGGUAUGUAAAUAUCACACAGACAAGUGGAUAAUAAUAGAUGAUACUAGCAUAGAACUAAGUGCUCUUAAUGGGUUUCCUGGUCCUUACGGUAAAGAUUUUCUCCUUAUUGGCAACCAGUGUAUUGAAAAUUUAGUAUCUAAAAUUGGUAGAGAUGCUGUUUCUAGUUGUAUUGUAGGACUAGGUAACUUUAAUAAAAAUAUUUAUAAGCUUUUUUAUGGUAAGGUGAGUGGAACAAUUAUUAAAGGAAAAGAAGGUGGAUUUGGGUUUGAUAGUAUUUUUUUACCAGAUGGAUCUGAUAAAGUAUACGGAGAUAUUUCUGUAACAGAAAAAAAUAGUAUAAGUCAUCGGGGAGAAGCAAUAAGAAAAUUAUUAAGUUACAUUACGCAAAAUAAAUUAUAA
Messenger RNA from Vairimorpha ceranae, 567 nucleotides. Its product is annotated as rdgb ham1 family non-canonical purine ntp pyrophosphatase. Gene Ontology annotation, cellular component: cytoplasm. Gene Ontology annotation, biological process: nucleoside triphosphate catabolic process. Gene Ontology annotation, molecular function: nucleoside triphosphate diphosphatase activity. Bases 1 to 567 code for a protein of 188 amino acids. The transcript has a single exon. The record is from RefSeq and is a predicted model, not a curated record. Lineage: Eukaryota; Fungi; Microsporidia; Nosematidae.